Morchella importuna is the source of this 807-nucleotide messenger RNA. RefSeq lists its product as uncharacterized. Lineage: Eukaryota; Fungi; Ascomycota; Pezizomycetes; Pezizales; Morchellaceae. The coding region runs from base 1 to 807 and encodes 268 amino acids. The record is from RefSeq and is a predicted model, not a curated record. The transcript has a single exon.
AUGAAUUCAUAUGAGCACUACAUUGACGGAGGCCUCCAAUAUACCCAACGGGCCACAGAAAAUCGUCGUAUUCUCGAAGAUAACCCCGACUUUGUAGAGGCAGUCCAUAAUGGCCAACACACGUUCUACAAUAUCAGAACUGGUGGGUUCUUUGCAGAUCCAACUGUCGAACACAAUGAGGGCCACAGAAGCCUCGCAUUUGCCUCUGGCUCCUAUAGCUCCCUUGGAAGUGCCGAGACCCAACCGUUUCCAUCGACCCAUCAUCGCGGAGUAAGCUCCAUUCCAGAGUACUCUCCCAGCGGGUCAGAUCCAUCGACAGAAUCCUGGGGCGCUUCACAUGCCUCCCGCGAGUACCGUAACAAGCCAUUAAACACCCCCAAUAGAGCUUGGAAGCGUACCCCUUCGCCGCUACGCCAGGGGAUAAAUGCCGAAAUAAUGCCAGCGGACCUUGCAGCCGAGAUUUUGGAGUGUGUGGAUCUUUAUGAGCCAGCCACGCUUAUGGCAGUUGGGUUGACAUUAGAACACAUUGAAGAGGCAAGACGUGUCCACUACGGCCUUCGGAGAGAGCUGGAUGCUGAAGACCAGGAGCGCGCGGAGGAGUUGUAUGAGCAGGUUGCAGAAUCUGCCCAGAUCCUCACCUCUCCAUAUACAGGUUCAGUGAGCAACCUCUCCUACUACAAGAGUGAGCCGGAGCAUGGAAUGAUCAGACGUUAUAGUAGUUUCAGACGCCCGAUGGAGAGGGUUUCUCGCUUUUGUUCUAGGAUGUUGAAUAAGUCUAAGGUAAGCGAUAACAGUUAUUCUGAGUGA